Oncorhynchus keta (chum salmon) is the source of this 1236-nucleotide messenger RNA. RefSeq lists its product as uncharacterized. The transcript has a single exon. The record is from RefSeq and is a predicted model, not a curated record. Lineage: Eukaryota; Metazoa; Chordata; Actinopteri; Salmoniformes; Salmonidae. The annotation marks the transcript as partial.
AUAACCUCCUCCUUUAUAUCCUCCUCUAUAACCUCCUCCUUUAUAUCCUCCUCUAUAACCUCCUCCUUUAUAUCCUCCUCUAUAACCUCCUCCUUUAUAUCCUCCUCUAUAACCUCCUCCUUUAUAUCCUCCUCAUAUACCUCCUCCUUUAUAUCCUCCUCUAUAACGUCCUCCUCCUUUAUAUCCUACUCAUAUACCUCCUCCUUUAUAUCCUCCUCAUAUACCUCCUCCUUUAUAUCCUCCUCAUAUACCUCCUCCUUUAUAUCCUCCUCUAUAACCUCCUCCUUUAUAUCCUCCUCAUAUACCUCCUCCUUUAUAUCCUCCUCUAUAACCUCCUCCUCCUGUAUAUCCUACUCAUAUACCUCCUCCUCUAUAUCCUCCUCUAUAACCUCCUCCUUUAUAUCCUCCUCAUAUACCUCCUCCUUUAUAUCCUCCUCAUAUACCUCCUCCUUUAUAUCCUCCUCAUAUACCUCCUCCUUUAUAUCCUCCUCUAUAACCUCCUCCUUUAUAUCCUCCUCAUAUACCUCCUCCUUUAUAUCCUCCUCUAUAACCUCCUCCUUUAUAUCCUCCUCAUAUACCUCCUCCUUUAUAUCCUCCUCUAUAAACUCCUCCUUUAUAUCCUCCUCAUAUACCUCCUCCUUUAUAUCCUCCUCAUAUACCUCCUCCUCUAUAACCUCCUCCUCCUCUAUAUCCUCCUCUAUAACCUCCUCCUUUAUAUCCUCAUCUGUAACCUCCUCCUCCUUUUUAUCCGCCUCAUAUACCCCCUCCUUUAUAUCCUCCUCUAUAACCUCCUCCUUUAUAUCCUCCUCAUAUACCUCCUCCUUUAUAUCCUCCUCCUCUACCUCCUCCUCUAUAACCUCCUCCUUUAUAUCCUCCUCAUAUACCUCCUCCUUUAUAUCCUCCUCAUAUACCUCCUCCUUUAUAUCCUCCUCUAUAACCUCCUCCUUUAUAGCCUCCUCUAUAACCUCCUCCUUUAUAUCCUCCUCAUAUACCUCCUCCUUUAUAUCCUCCUCAUAUACCUCCUCCUUUAUAUCCUCCUCAUAUACCUCCUCCUUUAUAUCCUCCUCCUCUACCUCCUCCUUUAUAUCCUCCUCAUAUACCUCCUCUUCUACCUCCUCCUCUAUAACCACCUCCUUUAUAUCCUCCUCAUAUACCUCCUCCUCUAUAUCCUCUAUAACCUCCUCCUUUAUAUCCUCCUCCUCUACCUCCUCCUCAUAUACCUCCUCCUCUACCUCC